Podarcis muralis (Common wall lizard) is the source of this 1859-nucleotide messenger RNA. Lineage: Eukaryota; Metazoa; Chordata; Lepidosauria; Squamata; Lacertidae. The record is from RefSeq and is a predicted model, not a curated record.
AUGGAGCACCGCUACAUGGGUGGAAGUGCCCAAGGCCAAGAUUUGGAAGUUCUCCAGGCCCCAGGACCCUUGUGUGUGUCAGCAGGAGAGACCCUCACUCUGACGUGUACAGUAAGUGGAACUGGUCCACCAGGAGGCGUGAAAUGGCACAAGGGCUUGGGCAGAAACCAGCCCACCAUUUACAGUGGAAGAGGACAAUAUCCUUCCCGCGUGACCAGGGUUGUUGCUGGAUCAGAAACAGACUUCAGCAUCCGCAUCAGCAACAUCCGACCUGAGGAUGCCGGGACCUAUUACUGUGUCAAGUACAGGGCAGGAGCUCAAGAAACAGAAUUUAAAUCGGGAGUGGGCACUGAGGUUUCCGUGAUUGCCACGCCAUCCCAGCCAUCCAUCAAGGGUCCCGCGAGCAGAGUGUUAUCUGGGACCUCGGCGACUUUCAGCUGCACGUCGGAUGGAUUCUCCCCCCGAGCCAUCAAAGUCACUUGGCUGAAGGACAACACCAGGAUCGUGUCCCCAGAGCCCACCGUUCUGCCAGAAGGAGUCAGCAUCUCCUACCAAGUGCUGAGCAGCGCACAGGUGCCACUCACAAGAGACGAUGUGAAGUCCCAGCUCAUCUGCCAGAUUGAACACGAGACCUUGCGGAGUCCCCUGCGGGAGUUUUUCAAACUUGGAGAUAUCCUACGAGUUCCGCCCAGAGUGAAGCUGGAAGCCAACCCAGCCAACCCCGUCCCGCUGAACGAAUCGGUGACCUUCAGCUGCAGCGCAGAAGGGUUUUACCCAGAAGACACAACCUUGGCCUUGACUCUGAACAGCAGCCUGAGUGAAACAGGAACGGCUGAGCCCAUGGCGCAGAACGGGGAUGGGACAUUCACCCUCAGGAGCUCCCUGAAGCUGAAUGCCACGGAAGAAAGGAACCAGUCUGCAUUUACUUGCCUGGUUACGCAAAACUCUCAGCCUGUAGCGACUGAAACAUCAGUGCUGAACAUCAGGGUGCUGACUGAAGGAAGUGAAAGUGUCAGUGUGGAGCCAGGUCCUUUUCAGCUGUCCCCCUUCGGUCUCUGUAUCGGACUUAUUCUGGCCAGCAAACUCCUUGUUUUUGCUCCUUUCCUCUUAUACCUCUUCCUCAAAAAAGGACAUGGCAAGGGGAACCUGAGAAACACACCUGUGAGCACCUAGGGACAGGAGCCGGUGGACAGACCAGCCUAGAAAUUGUCUACCUUUCAAGUUGGUGGCCCUAAGCCAGGCUUCCUCAAAGUUGGCCCUCCUGAUGUUUUGAGACUACAGUUCCCAUCAUCCCUGACCACUGGUCCUUCUAGCUAGGGAUCAUGGGAGUUGUAGGCCAAAAACAUCUGGAGGGCCAACUUUGAGGAAGCCUGCCCUAAGCCCUAAGUAGCUGAGAUACGUAGGAGAUCAUCUCACUGCUUAUAUCUCUUAUAUCGCAGUCUGUCAUUUUCCUCUGCCAGAGAGCAAUUCCUGCAGAUACCGUCUCAUGAGGUCCAUUUUGUACAACGUGGGAACAGUGCCAUCUUCCUUUUGAAACUCCCUCCCUAGUGCCUUUCCCAGUCCUGUUGAAUACAUUCUUUUUUCAACAAGCCUUUUCCCUGGAGAGUUUUACCCUGCUCUGUAUGUCCAUUGGGUUAGAAAUCGUUUUCAAAUAUAUUUUUCAUUAUUAUUAUUUUUUAAACGUUCUUAACUGUUCUUUCCCAGCAUUUCAGAACCUGGUGUCAGAGCAACAGAAUUUCAGAACCUGUUGCUAGAGCAACAUAAAUUAUUCAUGCCUAAUCAACUGUAUUAACUUUGUUCCUGGAGAAACCACCAUAUGAACCUAUCUAUUCUCUUACAGCAUUGUAUGAUAGCAAGAA